Molecule: messenger RNA, 6182 nt
Organism: Mizuhopecten yessoensis (Yesso scallop)
Lineage: Eukaryota; Metazoa; Mollusca; Bivalvia; Pectinida; Pectinidae
Product: coiled-coil domain-containing protein 180-like
Exons: 39
Coding region: 195-4817 (1540 amino acids)
Source: RefSeq, a predicted model, not a curated record
AUUCCCAAGCAAUAUGGCGUCGAUGUUUACAUCGACCAGAAAGUUAUUCCAUAUAUAUGGAUUAUUCGUUCUUUAACUGAUGUCUCUACUUCAAUGAUCAACGAUCCAUAGUGUUGAAAUAUAAGCCCGACUGGGCCAUCUCAGUUAAGGCACAUUGUGUUUUUAAUAUUUUCAAUAGCCACAAAAUUUCAAAAAUGGCAGACACGGCACCACCCGUAAGAAUUGUGCCAAGUGGCAAGGUCUACAGACAAAUGUUUGAUGCUCAGGUCCAGCUAACUAGGACUUUAACAAAGCUGAAACAAGAGGAUACACAAAAGACGUUUGACAGACAGAGUACAAAUGUAGGCAUUCCACUAGUGAGACUUAAGAAAGAUGAAGUUACACAUGGACUUUUGACAGAACGACAACGUACAUGGGCAGAUGGAUUUCCAAAUGAUCCUUAUGUUGAAAAUCCAGUUUUACACAAACAGUACUCAGAAUUUGUGAAUGCCACAAUUAGGGAAUUGGAUGGAACAGCUGCUGAAAAAGAAGUCAGUGGUUUACCAGAGGAUGUUGUGCCGACUAAACAGGGAUCAGACAUUAUUGAUAGAAUUGCCUCAAGUAGAAGACAAAGACAUGAAGAGGCAGUAGAAGACAUGCACCAGGAACUCAGUGUCAUCAAUGAUAACCUUGAGCCUCGGAUCACAGAAUGCAGUGACUUUCUGCUGGAAAAACUGCAUGAUAAUGACAAAGACAUAGCGAGAAUCCUCGCCAAAAUCAGCACAGAUGAGGAUAUACUCUCCUAUAGUCUGGAUGGUCUUCGUGCCCUUUGGGAGGAAGUUCAAGGUAACUCCAAAGUUAGACAGGAAUGGAUUGAGGAACUUGACCAACAGCUGACCAAGGCAGAAGAUGAUCGUAUGGAUUUGAUUAAGGAAGUGUUCAUGAACUACUCCAAGACCCUGGAGAAGAUUGCCCACAUGAUGCCACCAGAUCUCUAUAGGUUUCUUGACCAGGAGUCACAGGUAAUAAAUCAGACAAUGCUGAGUAACAGAAGGGCAUACUCAGACCUGUAUGUAAGACUGAUGUCUACUGAUAUUGAGAGGGAACAGUCACAACACACAAUCUGGAAACGUCGCCUGGAAGAUUGGAAAAAGCUUAAAACAGACCUAUCCAUUCAGAACUUCAGAGACUUUAUGCAGAGUGAGGAUGUAGUAUCUCCCCCUGGGGUCCAGAAGGUGCUCAUGUUUAUGAAAGCGGAACAGAAGAUCCUCAACAAGAGGAGGACUGACUUAAUUGAUCAGCUAAGUGAUCUGCAGCCUCCGGCCUCCACCAAAACAGCAGUGUACCAGUGGAACAAGAACAUUGUGGCCGUCACUACAGAGAUAGACUCUGUGAAUCAGGUGCAUAUGGCCAAACUCCACGAUGAAUAUGAGCAAGUAUGUCAGAAGUGCCUGGAGAGAAUCGAUUCCAUCAAGACAAGUCUAUUGGAUGAUGGAAUUGUGACGUCUACACGGGUUCAGCAGGUGAUAGAUGAUGACCUGCUCCCCCUGGUGGGAGAGAGACAACGAGUGUUUGAACAGAAUCUUGACACUAUGGAUAAAGCGCUUGAGACUCACAACAAUUUUUCCAAUGAGAAACUAAGGUCCCUGUUUAAAUAUGCCCAAGGAUCAGCUCAUGUCUGGGAUGUCCACGAGAUUGGGCUCGCCAAACAGGAGAGGGCACUGCAGGAGAAGCUCGAAGUGUGUCGCCACCAGCACGACAAUCAGAAUCAGGAGAAGGAGGCUAACCUAGACAUUAUCAUGGAUCGGAUGAGACAGGACGCCUCCGAGACCUCACUCAGAGACAGCCUCAGCAAGGCACUGGACAAGCUUGAAAAAAUCAAGGCAGCGUAUGAGGUGUUCCACAAGGACCAGGCAUCUAUUGUCCAGCAGUACCCCAACAUGGUGAAAGAGGAGCUGACAAAUUAUGACCUGGCUGUCUGUCGGUUCUUCAUGGUUGACCGACACCCGGAUCUUGACGAACCGAAAGUCACUAUAACCGUGCUAGUCAAAGAAAAGACGGUAUCUUCUGCUACUACAGUGGUCUCGGAGGAUCGCUCUAGAAAAGGCAAGAAAACUUCACGAAAAUUCAAAGGAAAGGAUAAAUCGCUGUUGGAGAGGGAAAGCACCUUGCCAGCUGCCAUCACCGAGACAUUGUCAACAGACAAGGGCACGCUGUUCUACGUCCUGACAGUGGCAGGGGAGCAUGGCGUACCUCCAGGGUCAGAUGAAGAAGUUGUUUCCUCCCCUCGGGAGCUACUUUUCCUUACAGAGACUCCCCAGGUUUCAGAGUCUCAGCCAGAGUACAUCAGGGCUAUAGACAUCCCCGAUAAGCUUCUCCUGGAUGUCAAACGGAGGAUCAGAAUCAAUUUUCUGAACCAGCUGGAGGAGUGGACAGAGCAGGCUGUGCAGCGGUCAGAGAGUGUGGUCAUCGCUAAGUGCGAGGAGCUGAACAGUGAGCUGGACUUGAGGCUACAUCUCCACAAACCUCGUGCCAGGAGAGCAGAACUGGACGUACACAAUGUCAGAGCUGCUGAGUUGGUGAUGCAUUCUGAGCGUGUCCAGAGGCACACCAAGGGAAUACAGCAGGCACUCAAUGAGCAGCGACAGAAGUUCACCAAGAUGACACUCGAACACAAUAAACUGGCAGGAAAGUUUCGGGAGGACAUUGAGGCACUCGAGACCGUCUUUGUCAACGCCACUAAGUCAUCAAGGCUGAUUACUCUUCAGAACCAGCUUGGUGUAGAAUUGGAAAAAUUUAUGGGCGUCAUUCGUACUUCUCUUAGAGAGUUUCGUACCAAACUGGACGAGACCUUGCAGAUGUUACGGGAGUCCAAUGCUCGCUUUAUUAAGUCAUUCAAGGUUUUCUCUGAUGGAGGUAAUUUUUGUCCCGAGGAAAUCAAUGAUUACCGUAAAAAAUUGGAGAAGAUGUCUGACAAGAUAGACUCUGCUGAAGGAUCCAUCAUGUCUGACCUAGAGGGUAUGGAAUCCAAACGUCUGGAGCAGGCUACCAAGGUGGCACUGGAGUUUGAAGACAGAUUUAAGAGUCAUAUGAUUGAUCUGAUUUUCAUGGAGAAGAUAGCUCGCUGGCUGACCAAUACACAGGUCAAGAUAAAGGCCGAGGUUGCCAGUAGCAACUCUCAAGCUCAACAGCUAGCGCAACACCUCAACGAUGUGGAUCGAAGGAUUGAUGCAUGUGCACGCCCUAAUUUGGACAAGGAGCUCGCCUUGAAAGAAGUGCAAAUUACAUCAAGUCAGCUGAAUGAGUCCCUGAAGCAGGUGUUUGAAGCAUUUUUGGCAAGGAGUGCUUACCUCAAUGCCAUCAAAGAUCCCAGUCCUCGUCCUGCAUCUGCUCUCCAGGGAAACCCUGCCUUAGGUGCUAGGGUAGCCUUCCUGUCAGAAGUCCAGCCAACACCCAUCAGUAAGGCAGGCAAACAGCCACUGGAGGACCCAUCUGUGGGCGUCAUCAAAAACAUCCUCAAACAACAGAAAAGCAAGCUGAGGUUCGGUAUUGAUGCUGAAUUAGAUGGAGAGGCAAUUCAAAUGGGCCAGCAGCAGGCAGAGAUGAGGGAGAAGAUGAAAUCCUCACUCUCUACACACACACCCUCGGAGAAGUCCAAACAGACCACUCGCAAGAGCCAGCAGGUGCUCUCAGACAACGCACCUAAACGAGUACAGUCAGGGAUGGACGGCGGAAGUUUUUCGACACCAACUCACCAACGUUUGAGGAGGAGUAGCAAGUCAACCAAGUUUGACAGGAAGUACCUGAUCUUUGGGGAGAAGGAUGAGGAAGAUGAGGAGCGCCACCUACUUGGCGUCGUUAAACGAACACUUCGAGAGGCUCUGGAUGGACUCCUUACAUCAGGGGAGAUGUACUACCGCCAGAAAGGGAACCGUUUGGUGACGCGACCACAGGCUCUUCAGGAAAACUUUGACCAGUAUGCUGAGGUUAUCACACAAAAGUUGUCCUCCUACUUCACUCAGGCAGACGAGUACCACAAUCAGUGUUUACAAGAGUAUCGAGGUCAGCUGACUACCCUAGAGCACUCUGUAGCCCACAUCCCUAGUCUGGUGAUCAAGGACCUUCUUAAUGAUGAGAUCCAGAAGUGCACUUUGACCAGACAGACUCGCACUGACCAGUUCACUCAGAUCCUCAAUAAGUUGGAGAAGAGACAGAAGGAACAUGAACACCUGCUUCGUCCGAUACUAGGCCAUCCACACCAGCAGGACGGCAUGAAGAAUCUGUGUAAGAAGGAAGUGGAACGCCACACAGAUUAUGUAUCUGCUGUGGAGAAACACACAAAGGAGCUACAGGAGGUGACUGUGGAGUGUGCCAAGACAUUCCUGGAGAUAUUGGCCCGAUCGUCAGAGAACCAGCUGCUGCAGUAUGACAACCAGUUGGUGGUAGAUGACGUUGAGAGAGGACGCAUAGAUGCUAAGAAGUACCCAACAAGUGAACUGAUCCGAAGGAGAAAUGCUGGCCUCCCAUUGGAGGACAGUGAUGACAAAGACGCUCUACCACGUGGCAAGACAGUUUGGCCAGGUAUUCCCAAUAACGAGUUGGUAGUUGGAUCUCCUCCUGCUAAGAGUCAGACCACUGCAUCCGUGACUACAGCCAAGACAACAUUAGGUCACAGCUCCGUGGUUAAGGCUCGUGACGCAGCCUACCAUGACUACAAGGUCCAGUUUGCAGACACCUUACAAUCCAUCGAGGAUGAGAGGCAGAGACUUAUCCAUGCUGAAGAUCGCUGGAUGGAAAGUUGGAACAAAAAUAUUGACAAAGUCAGAGAACUGUUCUAAUUCUUGUCUUAUCCAUAAAUGAUGGCAUCUUUGCUCUUUACUUGUGCUAUUGUGCUAUGGACUUUGACUGGAAUCAUCUGAUUGUGCCUGUACCUGGUAUCUGUAGCUCUCACAGGAAUCUAAUGUAUGAAUUUAGCAACCAAGAUCUGAAAUACGAUUUUGUAAAAACAGCAUGAUUGUGUAUGGGAGAACCAUUUUAAUUGAUAUGCACUCUGUUUAGUUGAUACAAAAAUGGAGUAAUUUAGGAAUGUACAUGUAUUGUCAGAAUGUGUAGGAUUUCAGUAGGUUCAAUACUUAUGUAAUAGGAAUCUUUGAUUGGAACAUCUGUUUAAUGCCUCGAGCAAGCAAGUGUAGUUCAGAAAUGAGGAGUUUGAAUUUGUUACAUGCAAUGUUACUGUAUAAUAUUACCAGUCCAUAAUAUAGUUGAUCUAUGAACAGAGGUCACAGUUUACAAUUACCCAUCCAUAUAUUUACAAAAUUAUUUUACCAACUCCAUUGGGUUUAUCAAUAGUUUCAGAAUGGAAUUCACUCCUUUUACAGUGUGAAUAUUCUAAAGCUGGAUUUACAGGAAAACUUGUUCAUGAAAAAAGACCACAGAACCCUAAUAUAUUAGUUUGUUAUAAGCAUUAUCCAGUAUAUAAGUUAAAAUGUAAGAAAUAAAAGCACCACAGGUUUUGAAGAUAAAUUCACACUUAAUACCUUUUUGUUAUAUCCAUGUUUUGUAAACAUAUUUCAUGCUGUACACAUAAUUUGCACAAUAUUUGAUGUUUGUGGAUUAUAUUGAUACAAACUGAAAAUGCAAUAAUAUUGAUUGAGAAGCAUUCCAGGAUUUGUACAGUGAAUACAGGCGUAUCUAUUAACAUCUCCACACAGGAUGUUCUCUGAUGUACAUGUAUUCUAUGUUAUCUUUUCUAUGAAAGAUAAGUAUUUCUUUUCAUUUAUAUGAGCCAGGUUAUUAAAAGCAACAUUUCACCAUUUCUGUGUUAGUAAAAUUUUACAUAGCCUGAUGAUUGUUGAUAAAUUUUUAUGUUUUUGAAAAUUUCCCUGAAACUUAAGGUGUGCAAAUCACCACACUGCGGGAAGAUUGCUAAUAUAAUACAGCCUGUUUGUCUGAAAUCUGACCGUGAACUGUGAUAUCCUUAAAUAUAUUUCAAUUUGCCUGUACAUUUAUAUUUGUCAUUUAUUUAUGAAAUGAAAUAAAAUUCAAAGUUUAAAAGGAAAAAAUACAAGUUAAAGUGUUUUGUCUAAAAGUGACUUUUGUCAAGAGGUGGGGGCUACAUAUUUCUUUUGAUGUACUUUGCCUUGUUUCAAUUGUGCUUCAAGAAACUGUGUCACAAGGAUUUAAAUUAGACAAAAACAAAACAA